GUAAAUUUGAAGUUUGACGUUUAUCUGACGAAUGGCGAUUUUAGCAAAUGAUGGGGGUGUUGUGUUGGAUUUCGUGAUAUAAUUUUUUUGAGUCGUACUGUGAUAUGAAAUGAAAUAGCACUUCCGUAAUUAUAGGUGACACAUUGGCCGCACUCAAGUGCUGCGACAAUAAUGGCGACUCAGCCGGGUGAUUAUACAGAAUUUCCGCCCGAGAUAAUAUUAAAGCCCCUGGCGCUGGUCGGGUUGUCGGGGCUCGACGCUAUCAACAACGCCGUGCACAAGGAGAUAUGGGACGCUUUCUCAAACAACAGGCGUGCGGACAGGACUCCCGUCCGCUUCAAGCUACUCAACAACACGUUCGAGUUUCCGGUGGUGAAACCGAAGAGAAACUCCUACGAGUGGUACAUACCCAAAGGCAUUCUCAAGAAAAAUUGGAUUCACAAACGCGUCUCUCUCAUUCCCGCCGUUGUCGUAAUAUUUUACGACAUGGAUUGGAAUGAUCCCCAAUGGAAUGAGAAAAUUAUCGAGUGCGCGUCCAAAGUGCAGUCGAUCCGUGCGGCAGUGGAGGGGCACACGACGCGGGUCGCCGUGGUCGUCAUACAGAGCCGGCAGUCGCCGCCGCCCUCCGAAUACAUGCUAGGCGCCGAGCGAGCGCAGGCCCUGUGCGCUGCUUGUGAAAUACAGUCUAAAUCACUGUUUGUGCUUCCUCACAGCGACCACCUCAUGGGCUACAUAAUUCGCUUAGAAAACGCUUUUUACGACAUUGCCCAGAACUAUUACCACCAUGAGACAAAAAACAUCAAACAGCAUCGAGACCAUCUUAACAAAACCACACAUCAGUAUUUGUUUGUGAGGCACCAAUUUAAGCUGGGAUACCUCAAUGAACUGAAGCAGGACAUGAGCACCGCCCACAAGCACUACAUGCAUGCAUACAACAACCUGCUGGAGACCAGGACUGUGGACACCAACAUACAUGAGGUGAGAACUGUUGCAGGCUACAUCAACUACAAACUGUGUAAGCUUUUGUUUGCACUUAACUUACCCAGAGAUGCUAUUGCUCAACUCAAAUCUCAUAUAGAAAGGUACAAAAACAGGAUUGGUUCAACAGAGUUGUUGUUUGAACAUUAUGCGUGGAUUGCAAGACAAUACAGUGCCUUUGGAGAAUUGUUUGAUGAAGCGAUCAGAGCAGGGCUCCCUGCAAUACAGUCUCAGCACCCUGGCUUCUACUAUCAAUAUGCAGCUCAGUUUACAGUGAAAAGGAGACAGGCCAUGAGGUCUGUAUGUAGUGAAGCUCUGCAGUAUCCUCCACCUCCUGAUCCUUUGGAAGGUAUUGUAGAAUUUUAUGGGCAGAGGCCUUGGCGUCCUGGCAGACUCAGUGCUGAUCCUCAUGAUCCCCAGAAAGAGCAGGCAGCAAUAUUAGCUUUACAGUACAAUGAAAGGAUGUUUAAUCAUUCAACAAUGAUUAUAAACUUCUUGGGCUGUGCCAUAUCACAGUUUAAAACAUUCCACUCACCAAGAAUGAGGAAGCAGUUAGUGGUAGAGAUGGCAAAUGAAUAUUUUUACUCUGCUGACUAUGGUAAAGCUCUCACCUUGCUCACUCACAUGCUUUGGGACUACAGGAGGGAGAAGUGGUGGUUCCUUGCUUCCCAUGUGCUCAAUCGAGCAUUGCAGUGUGCUUACUUGUCAGCUAAAAUACAAGACUACUUACAGCUUUCCAUUGAAGCACUAUCAAAAUAUAUUCAGGUGCCAAACAAUGAUAAAGAUAGGAUAUUUAGGAACAUCAUGUCAGUUCUCAACAUGAAUAUCCCUGCAGCUGAACCGGAUUUACCAGCUACAUCCCAGAGUAAAGCUUUAGAACUGUGGCAGAUGUCUAUUGAAAAAGAACCACUGAAUGUAUCUGUGGAUAUGAUUAAUAUAUCUAGUUUCCUGGAAGUGAAACCUAAGUUCAAACAGGCAAGGUAUAGGAUGGAUGAAAUGAUUGAUGUGGAAGUGUAUGUGAGACUCUCAUACACUACCACACUGGAGGUGAAGAAAAGCUUUAUAACAAUAUCUAGUCACACAGAAACUAUUGAGAUUCCAAUAACUGAUGAAGGAAGUGCCUCCAUAUUUUUACAGGGUGGCAAAGUGAAACAGUUCUUGUGCCAAUUCAAACCCAAUCCUCAUGACAAUGGCUCAGAAUUGCACAUCAAAAAUGUUUCUUUUGUUUUGGAUGCUGAUAGGAAAAGAAAGAUUACUUUGAAUUUUAAAAUGGAUGAAUCUAAAUUAUCAGACACCACAAUACAUCCAGAACUACUCCACUUCAUCAUGAGUCCCAAAGCUGACUAUGAGUUUGACUGCAUAGUGCCAUUGACUGUUGCCAAUGUAACAUCUAGGGAGAGCAAAUUGUCAAUUGUAAUAACAAAUGCAAGCCCUGCUUUACAGGGCGAGUGGUUCCCAACCACCUUCACGGUAACAAAUAAUGAGGAAAGUCCUAUUAACAAUUUUAAAAUUGCAUUAUCUUUGCUAAGCUCCCCUGAUAAUCCGAACCCAGACUCUGUUACAGAACUGAGCCUUAUUGAAGGCACACCACAAGCUCAGCCAAUAAAAUUGUCACUGGACACCAUUAGCAAGUUAGCAAAUUACUCAAAUAAGUUUUAUUUAAAAACUAACAGGACUGCAACCACCACUGUGCAGAUUAAAGUGUCAUACAUUAUUGAUCUGCCAGAAAUAGCUAAACUGGAAUGUACAAAGGACUUUACUACUAAAAUAACUGUCAUUAAACCUUUUGAAGUAAGCACUAACUUUGUGGCCAUGAAUUUCAGACCUAUUUCUAAGUGCUUUGUAGAUGAUCCAUUCAUAGUGAUGCCCCAGAUAAAGAUCUUAAGCCCAUGGGAUCUUUUUAUAAUAGAUACUGAGUUAGAAGUAUCUGAAUGCUUUAGAAAUACAGAUGGAAAAAGUUUAUCCUGUAUUAGUAAUCUUGAAGUAGCUGAGAAGCAUGUAGCUUGUGAUGCUGUCUGUAUAAAAGCAAAGUAUAAGCCAAAGGACAUUCCCACAAGAGUUGGUUUAUACAAUAUUAAAUGGCGCCGAAAGAGUAAGAGGGGGUCUUGUGUGAUGAGCACCACAGCGCUGUCGGGCCUGUCGAUAGAAGAGUGUCCCAUAGCUGUAGACGUCGACUAUCCUGCAGUUGUUCAGCAAUUGACAUCUGUUCCUCUGCGGUGCAUUUUGAGAGGUAAAUCCACAAACCCUAUAAAGUUGAGCAUUGCUGUAGAGGGCAGCCAGGAUGCAUAUAUGUUUUCUGGAUAUAAAAAAAUGUCAGUGACCGUCCCACCCAGAGACACUGUGGAACUCUGUUACAACAUACAUCCUCUAGUAGCUGGAAAUACAACUCCACCUCGGUUAAAAGCAACAGUUCUAGGUGAAAAUUCAUGCCAAGAAGUAGUUAAUGAGAUGUUCGACAAAAUAUUUCCACAAAAUAUAUUUGUUAUGCCUAAGUACAAUAAAUAAAUAAAUAAAUUGUAUUAAAAUGUUA
Molecule: messenger RNA, 3508 nt
Organism: Manduca sexta (tobacco hornworm)
Lineage: Eukaryota; Metazoa; Arthropoda; Insecta; Lepidoptera; Sphingidae
Gene: gry
Product: trafficking protein particle complex subunit 11
Cellular component (GO): cytoplasm
Source: RefSeq, a predicted model, not a curated record